Messenger RNA from Chironomus riparius, 930 nucleotides. Lineage: Eukaryota; Metazoa; Arthropoda; Insecta; Diptera; Chironomidae. The record is from the annotation of a GenBank genome assembly.
AUGGCAAUUGUUAAUCGCGCCCAACAAAUUGACAGCAAGAAAACUUUCCGUAGUCCAAUUCUAGAGUCAUUGGACGGCCUAUUUUAUGUAUCAAAAUUUUUUGGCUUAAUUCCUUAUUCACUCAGUGAUUACAUCACGAAAAAGCGAUUACAACUUUCAUCAUUUGGGUGUGCCUUUUCCGUCCUAUCCUGCAUAUUUUAUAUCGUCGCUUAUCACAUCCUCAUGUCGGAGACAAUGAUCGAGAGAGAUUCAGAGAAUAAAAUUAGCACAUUGACGGCUAUAAUUGGGAUGUUUAUAAUCUAUUUGGAACCGUUCAUGAUGACUAUCGACAUUUUGGCUGCGCUCAUUAAUCAAACGGCUUUAAUUGAUGUUUUUGAUCGCUUACAGGAGAUUGAUAAUAAAUUGGAGAAAGAGAAUGUGUACCUUGAUAACCGUCAGAAUCGCUUUACAUCAGCCGUAUUCCUGAUUAUAUUCAUAAUAUGUGAACUUGGAAUUGGAUAUGCCGUGGUUUUUAUCUUUAGGGAAGAAUUUUCAAUAAUCCAGGCACUCACAUGGUUCAUUAGCUGCAUUCCAUUAUUUAUCGAUGUGAUAGCUAAAACUUGGUUCCUGAUGCUUAUCCUACUCGUUCAAAGUCGUCUCCGUGCAAUUAACACCUAUUUAAAUGAAAUAAAAAGGAGCUUUCAGGAGAGAAAAUUACGUCACGUAAAAGCCGUCGAAUUGAAGCCAUCGAGAAAGGAUAAUUUAUUCAUGGAGACUGUCGGCUAUUUGGAGAAGGAAAUUUAUUCAACGACAAGUGGUAAAAUGGAUGGGUGGAACUACUGGGAGGAAGCACGUAACAAUAAAACAAAUAAAGUUGGUGAUGUCAACAAUUUAAGCGGAGUAAAGUCGAUGAAGAAAAUUAUUCAGGUUGCUCCUUAUAAAGGUCGAUAA